This is a messenger RNA of Perkinsus marinus ATCC 50983, 105 nucleotides long. RefSeq lists its product as hypothetical. NCBI's taxonomy places the organism in Eukaryota, Perkinsozoa, Perkinsida, Perkinsidae. The transcript has 3 exons. The record is from RefSeq and is a predicted model, not a curated record. The coding region runs from base 1 to 105 and encodes 34 amino acids.
AUGGCUCUCGGCUCUCCUCCAACAGAGAUAUGGCGUCGAUUCACGUCCGCUGAGAACUUGAAAGUACAGANNNNAUAUAUGAAUAUGGUCAACUACAUGUGUUAG